Molecule: messenger RNA, 2139 nt
Organism: Rangifer tarandus platyrhynchus (Svalbard reindeer)
Lineage: Eukaryota; Metazoa; Chordata; Mammalia; Artiodactyla; Cervidae
Source: the annotation of a GenBank genome assembly
AUGCUGCCGGCCAUCCUUCUCCUCUUCCUGGGAGGCACUGUGGCCCACCCAGAUAGGCUCAUUUUCCCGAAUCCUGCCUGUGAGGACCCACCAGCGGUGCUCUUGGAAGUACAAGGCACCUUACAGAGGCCUGUGGGCCGGGACAGCCGCAGCUCCCCUGCCAACUGUACCUGGCUCAUCCUGGGCAGCAAAGAGCAGACGGUAACGGUCAGGUUCCAAAAACUGCAUCUGGCCUGUGGCUCAGAGCGCUUAACCCUGCGCUCCCCCAUCCAGCCGCAGCUCUCCCUGUGCGAGGCACCUGCCAGCCCUGUGCAGCUGCCUGGAGGCAACGUCACCAUCACCUACAGCUAUGUCGGGGCCAGAGCGCCCAUGGGCCAGGGCUUCCUGCUCUCUUAUAGCCAAGAUUGGCUGAUGUGCCUGCAGGAGGAGUUCCAGUGCCUGAACCACCGCUGCGUGCCCCUGCUCCAGCGCUGUGACGGGGUCGACGCCUGUGGCGACGGCUCUGAUGAGGCAGGUUGCAGCUCAGACCCCUUCCCUGACUUGGCCCUAGCUCCUGUCCUCACCCCACCCUGCAAUCACACAUUAGAAGACUUCUAUGGGGUCUUCUCCUCUCUCGGAUACUCACACCUGGCCUCAGUCUCCCACCCCCAGUCUUGCCGCUGGCUCCUGGACCCACGCGAUGGCCGGCGCCUGGCCGUGCGCUUCACGGCCCUGGAUCUAGGCUAUGGGGAUGCGGUGCGUGUGUAUGACGGCUCGGGUCCCCUCGAGACUCUCCGGCUACUGCGCAGCCUCACCCACUUCAGUAAUGGCAAGGCUGUCACCGUGGAGACGCUGUCUGGCCAGGCCACAGUGGACUACCACACAGUCCCUUGGAGCACUGGUCGGGGCUUCAAUGCCACCUACCACGUGCGGGGCUACUGCUUGCCUUGGGACCGACCGUGCGGCUUAGGCUCUGGCUUGGGGGCUAGUGAAGGCCUCAGCGAGCGCUGCUACAGCGAGGCGCAGCGCUGCGACGGCUCAUGGGACUGUGCAGACGGCACAGACGAGGAGAACUGCCCCAGCUGCCCAGCUGGACACUACCCCUGUGGGGCCGCCGGCACCCCUGGGGCCACAGCCUGCUACCUGCCCGCUGACCGCUGUAACUACCAGACUUUCUGUGCUGAUGGAGCAGACGAGAGACGCUGUCGGCACUGCCAGCCGGGCAACUUCCGGUGCCGGGAUGAGAAGUGUGUGUAUGAGACGUGGGUGUGUGACGGGCAGCCGGACUGUGCUGAUGGCAGUGACGAGUGGGACUGCUCCUACGCCCUGCCCCGCAAGGUCAUUACCGCCGCCGUCAUCGGCAGCCUCGUGUGCGGCCUACUGCUGGUCAUCGCCCUGGGCUGCACCUGCAAGCUCUAUGCCAUCCGCACCCAGGAGUACAGCAUCUUCGCCCCCCUCUCCCGGAUGGAGGCUGAGAUUGUGCAGCAGCAGGCGCCUCCCUCCUACGGGCAGCUCAUUGCUCAGGGCGCCAUCCCCCCUGUAGAGGACUUCCCUACAGAGAACCCUAAUGAUAACUCUGUCCUGGGCAACCUGCGUUCUCUGCUACAUAUCCUGCGCCAGGACAUGACUCCAGGGAGCACCUCAGGUGCCCGCCGCCGCCAGCGAGGCCGCUCUAUGCGCCGCCUGGUGCGCCGUCUUCGCCGCUGGGGCUUGCUUCCCCGAAGCAACCCUCCAGCCCGGACCCCUGAAACCAGAUCCCAGGUCACACCAUCCGCUGCUCCUCCUGAGACCUUAGAUGGCAGUACAGGUCCAGCCCAUGAGGGCGGGGCGGUGGGCGGGCAGGAGGGGGAACAGGCACCCCCGCUGCCUGUCAAAGCCCCACUGCCACCUGCCAACACAUCCCCAGUCUUCCCUACUGUCCCUGAAGCCCCAGGGCCGCUGAGUGCGGUGCCCCUGGAGCCAUCACUGCUGUCUGGAGUGGUACAGGCCCUGCGAGGCCGCCUCCUGCCCAGCCUGCGGCCCCCUGGACCAACCCGAGCGCCACCUGGACCCCACACAACAGUCCUGUCCCCAGAGGAUGAGGACGAUGUGCUGCUGGUGCCACUGGCUGAACCCGGGGUCUGGGUGGUCGAAGCGGAGGAUGAGCCACUGCUGGCCUGA